Messenger RNA from Mytilinidion resinicola, 966 nucleotides. RefSeq lists its product as uncharacterized. Gene Ontology annotation, biological process: mitochondrion organization. The transcript has 3 exons. Gene Ontology annotation, cellular component: mitochondrion; nucleus. NCBI's taxonomy places the organism in Eukaryota, Fungi, Ascomycota, Dothideomycetes, Mytilinidiales, Mytilinidiaceae. The coding region runs from base 104 to 592 and encodes 162 amino acids. The record is from RefSeq and is a predicted model, not a curated record.
CGACUUCUUUUGCCAUCGAUCUCCAACUUCAUUUCACAACCAUCACAACCAAUUGCUCCCAUCCCCGAGACCCCCAACUCCAUCACCACCCAUUUUCAUCAACAUGCCCCGCCAAGGAGGAGGAAGAUCUGGAGGAGGAGCGCGCGCUCCCGCUGCUCGCCGCCCGACGGCUGCCGCUCCCCCCAGGCCUGCCACUCAACCUCAGCAACGUCAAGCAAGCACUGUGGCACCAGCACCACCGGCUCAGCCGGCACCUCCUGCACAAGCACCAGCUAGUCAGGGCCCGGGACUCUUUGGCCAGAUGGCCAGUACCGCUGCCGGUGUCGCCGUCGGCUCUAGCAUCGGCCACGCCAUAGGCGGCUUCUUCGGCGGCGGCGGAUCCUCAUCCGAAGCUGCAGCGCCCGCCGCCGCACAGGAGACCGCGCCCGCGGAGCAGACCUUCGCCAACACCACAAACAUGUCGUCCGGCGUGUGCAGCAGCGAGGUUGGCACGUUCCGCAAGUGCAUGGAUCAGAACGACGGCAGCUUGACUAUCUGCGGGUGGUAUUUAGACCAGCUAAAGGCGUGCCAGCAGGCGUCGAAGGAGUACUAGAUAUCCGCACUACCGGCACCUCGAGAGACACUUCGCUCAGGCAUGGCCAGUAACCCAGCAUAAAGCAUAGAUAAAGGAGUUCAGUUUGGCUAUCAGCGAGCCGUCCUGUAAAGUAGCGAAGAAUGUGAUUCGCACGGAGGCUCUCUCCCCUCUCCAAAUAUAUUUUUGAUCUACGUUCCUCAUUACUGCUUGUGCUGUUCUCGCUAAAGCGGAUCCCUUCAACUCCUUUCAGCAUGAAUGUGGAUAUUAGAAAAUGACCAGCCGUGUCCUCUGCCUGUACAUUGUCUAGCAAACUCUUCAAAUGCGGUGGCUCCCUCAGGUUGCCGUCUUAUAGCAUUACUUUUUAUAAGAAUGCCUUACAAUUCCAACACCAC